Messenger RNA from Poecilia latipinna (sailfin molly), 3575 nucleotides. RefSeq names its product sorting nexin 16 (gene snx16). Gene Ontology annotation, cellular component: early endosome; late endosome. The coding region runs from base 294 to 1373 and encodes 359 amino acids. The record is from RefSeq and is a predicted model, not a curated record. NCBI's taxonomy places the organism in Eukaryota, Metazoa, Chordata, Actinopteri, Cyprinodontiformes, Poeciliidae. Gene Ontology annotation, molecular function: phosphatidylinositol binding. Gene Ontology annotation, biological process: early endosome to late endosome transport; protein targeting to lysosome; endosome to lysosome transport. The transcript has 8 exons.
GGGUGGUUGUUCUAAAACAUAACACUCGAAUCGGUUUGAGUUUAAACAAGCUAACAGAGGGUUGGACGGGAUGCGCCGGAUAAACUGGAAUAUGAUAAACAGACAUUUACCUUUAAUGUUCUGAUAAAUAAAGCUGUAAUUUAAAAGGAAUUAAAUUUCGCUCUGAAGCUGAAGGGUGAAUGUCAUCCUGUCAAGCUGAACGCUGCUGUUAGACCCCGCCAUCGUACUACUGAGGCUAACCAAGGUCUGCGUUGGUGUGAAACGCCUCAGUUUCUGGCGCCAGACUCAGGGAGAUGGCUUCACCCUUUGUGCCUGUCCCCAUCCCCAUGAACAGAGCACUGUCUGGCGGCAGGCUGAGGCGGCCGCAGCGCGCCGCAUCUCUUGGAAGCGUCUCCAGUGGCUCCGAGUCGUCGUCUCCCAUCACCAGGUCGGCGGGAGACGAGCGGGGUCGGACUGGCGGGGGGUCGGGAUCGCAGCGGCAGUCGCGCUGCCCUGACAGGGCCAACCGCAGCCUGACUCCCCCGCCGCAGCAGAGCCCCCUGCCCCGGGGCAGGGUGAAUGGGACGCUGGAGGCGUCCGUCCAGUACUCGACGUGCCCUCGCUCCAUGUCUGACCCCUCCGGGAGCCAGCAGGCGGAGGAGAGGCCGAUCACCCCGACCGUGCUGGGGUACGAGGUCAUGGAGGAGAGAGCCAAGUUCACGGUUUACAAGCUCCUGGUGAGGAAGAGUCAAGACGAGAACUGGGUCGUGUUUAGAAGAUACACCGACUUCUCCAGACUCAACGACAAGCUAAAGGAAAUGUUCCCCGGCUUCAGACUCUCGCUGCCUCCUAAGAGGUGGUUUAAAGACAACUACGACAGCGACUUCCUGGAGGACCGGCAGCUGGGGCUACAGGCUUUUUUGCAGAACUUAGUUGCACACAAAGACAUCGGCAACUGCCUUCCAGUGAGGGAGUUUUUGUGCCUCGAUGAUCCUCCUGGGCCUUUUGACAGCCUUGAGGAGAGCAGGGCGUUCUGUGAGACGCUGGAGGAAAGUAACUACCGCCUGCAGAAGGAGCUGCUGGAGAAGCAGAAAGAGAUCGACUCUCUGAAGAGGAAACUGGAGGAAAAGGAGCAGACCAUCCUGAUGCUGGAGAAGCACGCCAAUGGAGGAAGCCCGGGGUCUCCCUGCGCUCUGUCGGCUCAGGGAAGCGAGAGCAGUGCAGACGCCGACGUGGAGUCGUCUGCAGCAGAGGCUGAUCAGGACACGCCCGACGACACGGGUGGCAGGUGUCGGCUCCAGCCAGUGCGGUCCGCCGCCUGUUGGUGCGGCCCGGCGCUCAGCACCUCCCCUCCGGUCAUCCAGGUCACUCAGCUGUUCCACAAGUCCACUUGAAGCCCAACUCCAAGCCUUUUCUUUUUUCCUUCCACCCGUUCCCCUCCAACGUCCAAUUGGCUUUGACUUUCAUGUGACUUCACCUUCUUCCAUGUUUCAGGCUGGACCUGCUGUUUGACCUCACAGGGGGCAGAGCUCGACCCGAUGCACGGAGAGGGAAUGGUUUCACACUGACGCCCCUUGUGGGUUAUUUAACCCGGCACCCGAAACACUUUAUAAAACCCAACAACCUCAAGACGAAAAGCCGAUCCGGGUCGCUCUCUAACCUCCUCCUGCUUCUGCCAGGUUGAGUGUUUGUUAUAAUUUUGCCUCCGGAAAGUGUGGCUCCGACGAAACCUGAAGGCUUGACGACUUUCAGAACCGACAAUCGACAACAAAAGCAAACACUGACAUCCCCGGACGUUUGUUGCCUUUUUGAGAAGACAGCUUCUCCAAACUGAGACACAGCACCCCCUUGUGGCUUUCUGGGCAGAUGUACCCAGGUGGGUUCUGUCACGGUCGAUAUCCAGGUACUUUGUGCUCCCACUGACUGUUAUCGGUGUAAACAAGCCCUCGGUUUGCAUCAUGAAGCCAACAUUCCCUCUUGUUUUAAGUGCCAAGUGUGGUUUGGAAGCGUCAACGAAUCAAGAUGGAGACGUGAAAUGCAAUACCGUACACAAAUCAUUUCAUAACUAAAUAGAAGAAAGAAAAAAAAACUGACAUCUAAUUCCUAUCCUGUUAGUAGCUACAGUCAUUGUUUAAUAAUGUAAGGUACACUACAAAAACAAAACUGAGUAUUUUUGGUGUUGUUUCUAUGGCAAAUAUCUUAGUUUUGUCUUAUUUCAAGUGUACUGACUUUCAAGUAACAUAUCAGCAAAUAUAUGGGUUGUAAGUCAGAAAUUCCUUUUAUAAAAGUGGAAGAAGUACUAGUUCCAACUAUAAUUAGUACUUUUUCUCCACUAUUAGGAAAUUAUUGGCUUUAAACAAGCUCCUAUAUUUUGCUGAAAAUUUACUUUUGUCUUAUUUCAAGUGUAAUAAGAUAUUUGCACUAGAAACUAGACCAAAAACAUUUGGUAAGAUUUAGUUGUUUUUUUGCAGUGCAACACUAAAAGACCAUUUCAGACAGUUUAUUUCCAUACAGCUACAUGUUAACAUGCAGCUCAAAUGCAGCUUUGUGUUUGAGCUCUGGAAUAUUUUACAUCAACACUUGCACUUUAAGAUUCUGAACUCUGGAUUAUUGCGAUUUCUGUAAGAAUAAUUUGCCAUUUAUACUCGAUGUAUUUAAUUUACUCAGCACUAAGUCAGAUUUUUUUUUUUUUUUUUACACUUUUACUUCCCAACCAUCGCAGUUAGCAUCGGGGUGUUCAGGUGACUUGAUCGGCCAAGUGACCGUGAGUUAAAACUACAAGAGAAAGAUUGUAGUGAACUAAGGCUUAGCGAAGAGCAGCCCAUCUUUUACAUCGCGAAUGGUGCUAGUUAACUUCUCCGAAAACGACACCCAGACUGAUCCUGGUGAACACGUCACAGACACACACAAGCCAUACUUUUUUUUUUUUUUUCAAUCUAAGCAACUCUGGAGAGGCAGAUGCAUAUGUGGCUUUCGCUCUUUAAUCGUCGUUUAACGAGGGCGGGGGGCUGCAGCUGAUGGCCUCUCACGCUCGGCCUGGUCUUGCUCUUUAUGAAUGAAUGGCGAAGCUUAAUGACUGCUCGGAUGUUGUUUUUACUCUUUCUACGAAGGCCACAUGCCUUUUUGAUCACUACAAGCCAUCUUAAUUUCCGACGGGGUCUAAAACGUUAAUAUUUUGUUUAUGAUCUGUGACGCUCUGGAUAUUUGCCUCUUGCAUCAUUAAGUGCCUUGAGGGGUUGUGUUGUUGUUUCUCUUUGUUUUCUUAGCUUUUCUUCUGACGAGUUGGGAUUGCUUUAUAGAUUUAUGCAGGACAUGAAAGAUAUCCUCUCUCUCUCCCUGUGAUGGAAAGGUUUUAAAUAACACUCUUGUGUGUAUAUAUAUAUAUAUAAUGUUGUUUUGAAUAGAUAUGUUUUUCUAAUAUUACACAAAUUGAAUCUUAGCUUAUUUACACCUGUAGUUUCACUUUAAAAAUUUAUAAACAUAUAUGUGAACAAGAUCCAAAAUAUGAAAAGGAUACUGUAGACACUGUAACACACGCUGCUUAUCAUGUAAAACAUUAUAUUCACGAUUAAAGAGGGAGUAACGUAUUGAACACA